CAGCGGAGAGGGGCGCCUUCUGUCCGCGCUGGCGCUCUGGGAAUACCGACAAAGAAAAACCAGAUAAAACUACUCCCGUCUCUCCUCUCUCUGUCCUGUGUUUCUGCUCCGAAGGGAAAAGAGCGCACCGUCGUUGUUCUUCUUUUUGUUGUUGUUGUUGUUGUGGGAAUACGGAGGAAACAAUAAGAUUUGCUGACAGCUGCAGCUGACGUCUGCGCCGGCCUGGUUUAACUUCCUGUUUGGUGGAUCGCUGCCGCAAACGGACGAAAGGCCCGGGGACAGUUAAUGAGAAGAUUGGAUCAGCUGCCCCCCCCACCUCCACCUGUCUGGACUUCACCCCCUCCUGUCCCGGCCGUCGUCGCCCCCCCGGUGUCGGCGUCAAGUCGUUCACACAGCUGGACGGUGGAAGUUUGCCCAAGACUUCUUAGGGGGAGAACCUCACAGGGGCUGUUAACCUCUGACAGCCCACCGACCGGCCCGUCUUCAAACCCGGGACUCCUCUGCUGAGGUCGCUUCCUGAGAGGCCGGCGAGGCGCACCGAUUGGCGGAGUGCUGAACGAGGCAAAACUUAUCAGUUGGGUUGGAUGCGUGCGCUGUGGGCCAUGUGUUUCUGCUGAGGUCUCAUCUCCUGCCAACAUGAGGCCGACGGCCGGCUCGCCUCCACCCGUCCUGCCAGCCCUGCUGGCCCUCGCCCUGCUGGGGCUCCUACCUCGGCCGUCCUCGGGAGCCACGCCGUUCCCCCAAGACCUGGAGCCAAUCAGCGUCGUGGGCCGAGAGUCCUCCUACCUCUACCCCAGCUUCCAGGGACUCAUGUCAGACAACGACACCGUCCGCCUGGGCCUGGACUUCCAGAGGAUGCUGAGGAUCAACCACAUGCUCUACAUCGCUGCCCGGGACCACGUCUUCGCCGUCAAUCUGGCAACGUCGUCUGAGCAGAUAAUCCCGCAGCAGAAACUGACUUGGAAGACGAAGGAUGUGGAGAAAUGCACCGUGAGAGGGAAAAACAGCGACGAAUGUUACAACUACAUCAAAGUGCUGGUGCCGCGGAACGACGAGACGCUGUUCGCCUGCGGCACCAACGCCUUCAACCCCACCUGCCGCAACUACAAGAUGGCGACGCUGGAGCAGGAGGGCGAGGAGGUGGUGGGACAGGCUCGGUGUCCCUUCGAGUCCCGCCAGUCCAACGUCGGCCUGUUUGCAGGCGGUGAUUUCUACUCGGCCACCAUGACGGACUUCCUGGCGAGCGACGCGGUCAUUUACCGGAGUCUGGGAGAAAGCAGCCCCGUCCUGCGGACGGUCAAGUACGACUCCAAAUGGCUCCGAGAGCCCCAUUUCCUGCACGCCAUUGAGUACGGGAACUACGUGUACUUUUUCUUCAGCGAGAUUGCGGUGGAGUACACCACUCUGGGCAAGGUGGUUUUCUCCAGAGUGGCUCGUGUCUGCAAGAACGACAACGGCGGCUCGCCGAGGGUGCUGGAGCGCUACUGGACGUCGUUCCUGAAGGCGCGGCUGAACUGCUCGGUGCCGGGCGACUCCUUCUUCUACUUCGACGUCCUGCAGUCGCUCACCAACGUGCUGCAGAUCAACCACCGGCCGGCCGUGCUGGGCGUCUUCACCACGCAGGCGAACAGCAUCACCGGCUCGGCCGUCUGCGCCUUCUACAUGGACGACAUCGAGAGGGCCUUCAGCGGCAAGUUCAAGGAGCAGAGGAACAGCGAGUCGGCCUGGACGCCAGUACCGGAGGAGCAGGUCCCCAAACCGAGGCCUGGCUGCUGCGCCGGCGAGGGCCCGGCCGCCGCCUACAAGUCGUCCACCACCUUCCCCGACGAGACGCUGACCUUCAUCAAGUCGUACCCGCUCAUGGACGAGUCAGUGCCGUCGGUGAACGACCGGCCGUACUUCACCCGCACCACCAGCAGGUUCAAGCUGACCCAGAUCGCGGUGGACACCUCGGCCGGGCCCUUCAAGAACUACACCGUGGUGUUCCUGGGCUCCGAUAACGGCCACGUGCUGAAGAUCCUGGCCAGCACGGAGGGCGCCAACGCCUCCUUCAACACGCAGCUCCUGGAGGACAUCAACGUCUACAACCCCAACAAAUGCAACGUGCGGGGGGAGGACCGGCGGGUGCUGGGUCUGGAGCUGGACCGCGACCAUCACGCCCUGUUCGUGGCGUUCUCCGGCUGCGUGAUCCGCGUGCCGCUCAGCCGCUGCUCCGACUACAGCAACUGCAAGAAGAGCUGUCUGUCUUCUCGGGACCCAUACUGCAUCUGGCUCAAGUCUGGCAGCUGUGCCACCGUCUCACGCAGCCUCAAAGGCGGGUUCGAGCAGGACGUGGAGAACGGCUACCACCAGUAUCCGGACACCUGCCACGACGUUCUGGCGACGACUCGCAAGCAGAACACGGCGCUGGAUUCGGCGUAUGGGAAGACCACACCCACAAGCGCCAGCACCACCUAUCAUGGGGCGGCGUUCCCAAAGGAGGCAGGUGACCCUGAAAGAGGUACAGGUCCUGAUCGCCCUCCCCCCAUGGGGGAGCAAGGGUCACCUGACUCGGAGCCGAUCAGUGUGGAGAUGGAGGGAGUGAGGCGCCCCCCGGAGCUGGAGAAGACCAACCACAGCGUGCAUUACACCCUCCUGAUCGCCUGUGUCUUGGUGGCCUUCGUCCUCGGCGCCUUCCUGUCCGGCUUCCUGGUGUCGUGCUACUGCAACCACACGGGCCACAAGACCAAGAAGCUGUCCAAGGAUCCCGAGGCGCCGAUCCCGCACGCCCUGUCGCUCCGCAGCCUGGCCAAGCUCAACGGCCUCCUGGACAGCCAGAGCAAGGACGACAAGCUGGAAGUGUCCUCUCCAAAGAUCUACAACUCCUUCUUCGCCAGCAGCAAGGAGCACCACUCGUCCAGGAGAAAUGGCCACCACGCCAUGACGAUGGGAGACCUGGUCCACCCCCACCACCACCACCUCCACCACUCCUCAGAGCUAUCCGGGCUGCCCACGCCGGAUUCCACCCCGGAGUUGCCCAUUAAGAGCAUGAAAGCUUUCAAGAACCAGUGGGAGAAGAACCAGAACUGCAACAACGCCAAGGAACCCAAGUCCCAAAACUAUGGCUCCAGGCCCAGUUCAGCCCUGCUCCACCAGCAGGUCUUCCCCUACUCCCACGGCCUCGCCAACGGGCAGCCGGCGGUCGGCCACCUGCAUCCGGACGAGCGGAAAAUCCACAACGUGGAGCGCGUGCUGUCGCAGCAGCCGUACGCCGGUUACUCCCAGAAGGUGAUGGAGGUGACGUCGCUGGACGAGCUGCUGAAGCACAUCCACGAGGCGAGCGGCAGCAAGAGCUCGCAGCUCAUGAGCCCGUCGGGCCUGAUGGCCAGCGGCGGCGGGGGCCAGCUUGCGUUUGCCAACCGCAUCCAGCCUCAGAUUCCCGAGACGGAGUCGGCGCCGUACUACAGCUCCUCCACUUUACCCCGGGACAGCCUCACCCGCCGCAUGGACGUUCCUCCAGACAUCCCCUCGCACCACCAGUCCACCCUAGAGAGGAGGCACUCCUCCCAGAGGCACUCGCUGAUCGCCGCCGCCGCCAAAAUGCCCAAUGGCGCGGCGGGCGGAGGGGGCGGGGCCGGGGGAGGAAGCGGCGGCGGCGGAGGAGGAGGAGGAGGAGGAAUGAUCCCUCGCCAGCACAGCUUCAGCCAGCGGAACGGCGGGCCGCACCAGCCCCCUCCCCUUCUGGCGCGGAUGAACUCUACGGGCAGCGCCUGCGAGGUGCACUACCCCCUCAUCCCCAACGGGUACCUCGCACGCCAGCACAGCUACAACGGAGAGCAGCAGGAGGUCCCGCACCGGGGCGCCAUCGUCCGCCGGGCCUCCUCUCUAAAGCCCGACGUCCCGCCGAAGCCGCUGUUCAUACCCGCCACGUCCCCGGUCAACGAGCAGGGGAAGUACAACUACUGAGGAGGCGCCUCCGGACUGGGCGGGGAGCGUCCCUCGCCGUGUCGGCCGUAAAGGAACUUCCCUUUGAAGACGUGCAGCGGGUUCGAGGCUGCUGACCUUUGCCAGAAAACACAACCAAUCGCGUGGCAGCCAGUGUCACUGUGGACAAGAGCCUCAACCAAACUUGUUUUUUCCGCUUCUUUUUGUCCAACGAAUAUCUUUGUACCAUAUUGGUAUUGCUCAGCUACUUGCUUUACGAUAGAACCGCUGACUCUGGUGGCGCGACGUCGCCUCCUUAUAUUAGGCUGCCAAUGUCCUCAAUGUGGAUUUACAAUGCAACUGAGUGUUUGGACACGUCGGUGUAGGAAUAACGUCACUCGUCAGUCAUCUCGAAGACUUAAAAAGCCGACGGCUCCUGCGAUGCUUAGAUUCAUGCUUUUUGCUUAACCUUUUCUGAUGUAGUGUUGGUAUCGAGUCCCCACCCGCCCCUCCCUCGAAUGUGUUUAUAUUAUGCAUGUGUGUGUAUAUAUAUGUGUGUUUAUAUUCACACCGUAUAUGUAUACAUAUACAUAUGCAGUAUGUGUAACCUGUGGUGAAAAUCCCCUGGAAGUAGUUAUGUCUUUGCCUUACUAUACUCUCAUUUUUAGGGCCUAUCAAACAAUGUUUCCCCCAGUUGGCUAAAGACACUGAACCAAAUUUAUUUGUGUUGACAGAACAAAGGAAAUACUUCAACAAAGCAGCUAAACUCUCUAUCUUCUCUCCCCUCUCUCUAUUUUUUUUUUUCUUUUUUUUUUUUUUUUUUCUCCUUGUGCCCCGUCUCAGCCGAUGUCAAGUCCGAAGUGACGAGUUCGGGUCCGUUUAAGUUCCUCGAGAAUGUUUCUCUAAGUUUGGUGCUCCACAAAAGCAGUGGGUCUAACAUCCUCCUGAAGCAAAUACGUAACGAUCGUGCUGUCUGGAAGAGUUUGGACCCAAAGAGGACGGACAGAACCUGCCGUUUGCCGCGUGGCGUUACCAGUGUGAACAUACAAAAAAAAAAAAAAAAAGAAAAGAAAAAACUGAACGGACUGCAGUUAUUCUAAUUAUUAACUUUGUGGCUAUUGGUUGUAAAUAAAGGAA
Molecule: messenger RNA, 5040 nt
Organism: Salarias fasciatus (jewelled blenny)
Lineage: Eukaryota; Metazoa; Chordata; Actinopteri; Blenniiformes; Blenniidae
Gene: sema6cb
Product: semaphorin 6Cb
Exons: 22
Coding region: 637-3945 (1102 amino acids)
Biological process (GO): neural crest cell migration; axon guidance; positive regulation of cell migration
Cellular component (GO): plasma membrane
Molecular function (GO): chemorepellent activity; semaphorin receptor binding
Source: RefSeq, a predicted model, not a curated record